This is a messenger RNA of Chlamydomonas reinhardtii, 3512 nucleotides long. RefSeq lists its product as uncharacterized. NCBI's taxonomy places the organism in Eukaryota, Viridiplantae, Chlorophyta, Chlorophyceae, Chlamydomonadales, Chlamydomonadaceae. The coding region runs from base 295 to 3024 and encodes 909 amino acids. The transcript is spliced from 2 exons. The record is from RefSeq and is a predicted model, not a curated record.
GUAUCUUGAAGUGCCCGGCCUCCAGAGCUACGGUAUCGGUUUUCUUGCAAAAGGCUGCGCGCAAUCGUCAAAGCAAACACGCCGCCAUACAGCGCGGGGCCUUUCAAAGGUCAUAGUUAAACAUAUAAAACACUGCUUAGGGAAAUUCCUGGAGAGCUCCUGGCACCGGCGAGCACUAGCGGCCAUGCUGCAAUUCCUGCUCGACCUCGCCCGUGCCCACACCUACUAGGAGCAUCUUGUUAUCUAGGUGUCAUCUACAGCGCUUUGGUGGCCAGGUAGUGCCAGAGGCAAGGAAUGGACUCGCGGCCCGGCCGUGCACCUCGGCUAGAGGACGUGCUGUCCGCGCUCUCGCUGGACGCCUGCGAUAAGCUGGUGGACUGCAUCCGCGCAACUGGGUCCCUACGUCCAGCUCGGGCAGCAUGCAAGGCGCUGCGGGACUGCGUCGACGGCAGCGUGCGGGAAAUCCGCGUGGUGGUCCGGGAGGCCUCAAAGCGGCAACGCGGCCCAAUGCCUUUCGCUUUCUGGCAACGUCUGGCCAGAGUUCACGUGAUCUUGGAUGACGCAUCGGAUAUACUGACUCGCUUGGAGCGGGGCGAGCCGCGCGAUGUGGCCGGAGACGUGGGGCUAGAGACCCUGCUGGCGCUGCCGUUCCUGGGAAUGCCGAAGGCAUCACUGCGGCGAAUUGCACACCUCGCAGUGUUCCAGACGGGCAACAGAGCAUGGACGCCGGAGCUAGCUCUGAGCAACCUGCUGCAGAGACUUCCUGGGUUGCGGUCUGUGGAGCUGCACGGUGUCCGCCAUAUGCCGUCGGGGCCGUACCGUCAGUACAUGCUCUACCAGUCGCUUGCGGAGGCGGCGCCGCGACUCGAGCGCCUGACGCUCCCUGAACUGGCGUGCCUAAGCGGACUCGUCGGCGCGGUCGACUCAGAGUCGCGAGCCAGUACACGAAUCAGCGCAAGCUCUGCGCGCCAGCGCGGCCACAGCCUCCACGGCGGCACGCACAGCAGCGGUGGCGAACGCGCCGCCGGUGCGUUGCUGGCAUCGCAGCAGCCCGCCAAGACACAGGCGAUGCGCAACGCGUUCCGUCACGUGCAGCAGCUCGACAUCCUGCAGCUCACGAGCCAGAAUGGCACUGCAGCGCCCAGCCUGCGUGCAAACACCAGGCUCUUCUCCCUGUGGGGCGUCCUGCGGGCCCUCCGCUCUUUGCGGCUGGACUACUGCCCGCUGUACACGAGCGCAGGAGAGGGGGUCGAGAUCAUGCAGCUGGCAGGGCCCGCACGGGACGCCCUGCUGUCGCCCUACGGCUUCCUGCGCCUCAUGCUGUAUAAAUCACUACAGCUGCGCUCCCUGGAGCAGCUGCAGCUGCGGCAGUGCUGGCUGCGGCGGAUGGCCACGGGACAGCUCAGUCGGCUCAGCUUGGAAGUGCGCUACGGGCCAGUCGCGUCGUCCACAAGGCCGGGGACACGCUGUUCUGACAAGCACCGCGAGAUUGUGUCCCUGCAGCUGUCGCAAGGGUACUUCCCCAGCGGUAUGGGCACGUGGGCCCUGGAGGCGUACCUGCCGGGCAUGCUGUGCCACAGCCUGCGGACCCUCACAGACUUUGUGGGGCGCGUGGUGGGGCAGCAAACCCAGGCUCAGACCGAAACCCCAACGCGGGUUGUGGGCAAGGGCUUUCGGUGGCUGAGCGUGCCCUGGCUGCUGCUGGAGGGCAGCCGCGGCGGGGCGCCCAGUCAGGACGACCUGCAGCCGCUCCGGGCGCUGCACCAGGCGUGCCCGGAGCUGCGCAUCGGUGUGGGGGCGCUCGUGGCCCUGCACCCGCUGCAGGGAGCCCGCGCCCUGGCGGCCUGCGGGCUGCCUGUGCCUCCGGCUGACCAGGCCUGGGAGUGGGCGGCCGAGGCUGCGGACGCCAUCGCGGCGCUGGGCGGCCCGACGGCGGCGAUCCAGCAGCUGCACGUGGGCGUGAGCGUGUCGUGCGGUGGCAGCAGCAUUGGCGGCGGCGGCACGUCCAGCCUGCGGCACCUGGUGUUUCUGGCGCCCUGCGGCGGGCGCGUCAGCCGGGGCUGUAGUGGGGGCUUUGGCGGCUCGGGCUCAGCAGCGGCGGAGGGGCCGGACGGGCAGGAGCAGCAGCAGCAACAGCCGUGCACGUACGAGGAAGCUGUCCAAGAGGCGCUGUGGCGCAUGCUUGCAGCGGGCGCCCUGGCGGCAUCGGCGCCUGCCGCCGCCGCUGCUGCUGCUGCUUCCUCUGCGGCGGCCUCGGCAGCCCACAGCCUGCCAUCGCGGCCGCCGCCUCGGCCGCUGCUGCUGCUGACGGGCCCGGCUGUGGCGCUGAUGGUGAAGGCGCCGGCGGCGCUGCACGCCUGGCUCAGUCAGCUAGCCCAGGGCGCGGCCGAGUGCGCCGUCGACCUGGCCUUCACACGCCACAUGCUGGGAGGCGAGGACGACCACACCUCCCAACAGCAGCGGCCGCAGCUGCUUCCGCGUAGCUCCUACAUCCACUCGUACCUGCCGCUGCCGCUGCAGUCAGGCACAGCCGUGCUGCUCACGUGCGGCGCCGCGGCCCGGGCGGCGGAGGCUGUGGAGGCGGCGGCGCGGCAGCUGGCGUGCGGCGAGGCGGCUGGCUCGGUGCAGGUGCAGGUGGCGGCGUGUGCGGCCGCGGUUGUGUCGGAGGCCAGUGGCGCGCCGUCGCUGGCUUCGCUGGGCUACACGGACGCGGCCGCGGCUCUGGUAGACACGCUGGCAGAGGUCAUCCAGGAAGCGAUGGACGCCGCGGAGAGCGCCACUGCCGGCAGCGGCACCGGCAGCAGCUGUGGCGGGCGUGCGGGCGGCUCCGGUGAAACAGCAGGGGGCGAGACUGGAGGGGCUUGUCCUAGCAGCGAUGGUGGAGGAGGCGGGGGCGGUGGCGGAGCAGCAGGCGGAGGCGGAGCAGCAGGCGGAGGAGGCGGAUGCGGAGGCGGCUUUCAGCGUGUGCACCUUGAGUGGAUGCAGGAGCUGCAGCGGCUGCCCCAUUCGGUGCCCAUUGUGUAGGUGGCUUGGGUUUUAUGUGCUGGGAGGGAUAAGAUACGUGCCGUGGUGCUCCGUAACACGCACUACGACGGAUGAGGUACAUGCCAGGAUUAUGCAAGGGAGGUGGGGCUUUGCGCAAUUGUAGGGUACGGUUGAGCCAGUCCUUUGCGUUUGUGGCGAUGAUACCGUAAUGUAGCGGGAGGCUUCUCAUGGUUGCCGCUUUGGACUGCACGUUUGGUUACCGAACGCGUAGAGCCCCUGCACUGUGGCAUCCACAGCAGCGAGAACAAAAGCAACGGUAGCAGGUGAUGUUAAUGUUGAUGCAGGUCACUGUGACCGGUGGAGGGUUGAAUAUCCCUGACGAUGUCUUAUGGGCUAUUGCAAAUGAUCACGGUUGUUGAUAGCGGCUUCGUAGGCCGGGGCAACCCCGGGGAAAAGGUUGGGCGUCGUGCUGCGUCAUGCUGUGCCAUUGCAUGGGGUCAUUGGGGCGCAGUUCUAUAGGAUACCAG